This is a messenger RNA of Engraulis encrasicolus (European anchovy), 4617 nucleotides long. It is a transcript of the gene smim22, whose product is annotated as leucine rich repeat containing 2. The record is from RefSeq and is a predicted model, not a curated record. Gene Ontology annotation, molecular function: protein binding. NCBI's taxonomy places the organism in Eukaryota, Metazoa, Chordata, Actinopteri, Clupeiformes, Engraulidae. The coding region runs from base 1857 to 3140 and encodes 427 amino acids. The transcript has 11 exons.
UGAGAAUGUGGUUUUAGUAGUGCACAGGAAUAGCCAGGGAGCAACUGGCUUGAGUUCUCUCUAGUACCUGUUGAUAAGAGAAAUCAACAGAUAGGAUAGGAAGUGGUGUAAUGGUACAAGUUAAUGGCACAAUGAUUUAUUUUAUUACUGUGACUCAAACUAUAUCGACAACAGAGAAAAAUGUCUUUGUGUUCUGUGAUACAAGUAGCCUGUCGGUAGGCCUACUGUGUUUAAAAGGCACUGAGCUCAUGUUGCUUGUUAAAACAGCUCUGACACGCAUUAGGAAUCCAUGUUGGUGCCAUGGUGACUAUGUACAGUAAUUUGGUGUGAAACCAAGGGGGGUAUUCAUGAAAACAAACUGCAUGCUGUCAACUUAGAGCAAGUGGCACAUCUGGUUGUAAAGAAGGAGUACUGUGGGUUAGUUCAGACUUCCAGAUUUUCUCAGGGACCCCUAUUGUGAUGCUCAUCAGCUGUUUAUCUGAUAACGCCUGGUAGGUUAUGACAUUUGACAUUGCUGGCCAGUUGAGUGAGGCAUCCCAACACUAGUAAAUGUUUAAUGGGGUACUGGUAUUUAUUACUAUCCUGGCGAUGACUAUCAUUAUGCUUCUUGAUAGCACUGCUUUAAUAAUUCUUGGGGUGGUACAAGCAAAGGGUGAAACGCUUCUCUAGCACAUGACGAAAGUGGCAAUAAAGAUCAGCGAAGAUUCAUGACUGAUGUCAGCUGUACUAGUCUGAGCAUUUCAAGCAGUCAGAAAAACAGAGGGUGAAAAGAAAGGUCAGAUGGGUGCUUACAAGGGUACAGGACAGGUGUGUCUGCUCCUUGGGCUUUAACUCAUCCCAAGGGAUUCUGGAAACCGGAUGAGUCAUCAAAGGCCCUUGGGAUGAGGUAAGGACAUAGACAUUGGUCUGAUAGCAUAUUAGAAAACAUCAAGUCAAAGUCAUUGAGUGCAGUAAUAUCACAAUAUCAGUGAGAGUACGUUUAAACAUGUUAUCUUACUCACAAGGGACUUUUGAAUCCAGAUAGCUUGGAUGAGAUAAGGGCAUAGUAGACAGUACUAAAACUGAUUCAUGAUUCAUAUCUGAUGUACUAGUCUGAGCAUUUCAAAAAUUCAAUUCAGAGAUAAGAAGGGGGAAAGAAAGAUCAAAUGGAUGCUUACUGUAUAGGUGUUAUUUGAACUGUGAGUCAUCUGGUUCCAGCAAUCCCUUGGGAUGAGGUAAGGACAGAGAAGGGCAGACAUACGUUUCAAUGGCUAUUAAGUAAGUCUUUUGGAUGACUAUUACAGCAAUCACACUGGCGAAAUGGUGCACAUUACAGUAUGUGCCUGUUGGGCUAUCGAACUUUAUAACCCAUUGUUUGGGCUGGAGGAAAAAGGGUUGUUUGUUUGUGUGACAGUAGGGAGUAAAACAUCAUUUUAAAUAUCCUCAGUGCUAAAUAGUUUUGUUUCUGUAUUGAACUGGUGAAUGUUUUAGUCUUUGUAGCUUUUGCGGAACAUCUGUCCAAUUUAGGGUUAGGUUAGGGUAUUUUUUUUUGUUUCUCCCGUCUUUGGACACAAUUUCAGCCCCUGGUUAGCUAUAUUUCACUGCCACCUUCACCUCAGUGUCCAGGGUUGCCAGAUGAGGCUGAUUAUUUCCAGCCCAAAAAAUGCUCAAAACCCGCCUAGAAGCACAAAAUCCCGCCCAAUUCUAUUGAUUUCUAUGGCAAAAAUUGGGCGGGUUUUUCUGCUAAAUGCCAUUUUUACCCGCACACAGCCAUCCUAAGCAGACCAAUUGGGCGGAAAACAGCCCAAUCUGGCAACACUGUCAGUGUCUGAAGCGCUCACUUCCUGUUAUGAGAGUGGGCUUGAGGUCAAAUAACGAUGAAGUUCAAAAUGGAGGCCUCUGCGGUGCAUGGUAUAUCAGAGAUCUGCAGCAUGUGGGAGACUCGAUUGGAGAGGCGGCAACGAAACGCACCACCACCUGAAGUCACAAUGAAUCUGGAAAGCAAACUGGACAUCCCGGUGUAUGACCUGUCUCUCAUCAGAGGCGUAUGGGAGACACGCGCCAAGAAACAAAAAGUGCGGCAGAAAAGGGAACAGGAACGCCUGGCCAAGAGUGCUUUGCAGAGGGUGAAUCAACAGUGGCAGUUCCGCAUAGCCUGUCGUAAGAUGAAGAGCGCGGAGAUGACCGAGCUGCAGCACUAUCUGGAGAGGUCCUCGCUAAAGGAGGUGACUAUUGACCCAUACCUGGAGGAGGAGCAGCAGGAGGGGGCCCUGGAGGAGGGACAAUGCACUGGGGGUGGAGAUUCUGGACUGCAGAUUGAAGAGAAACGGUUCAUUUUUGAACUGAGUGGUGACAAAUGGAAGGAGGUCCCAGCCUCCCUGUAUGAGAUGACCUACCUCCGCGAAUGGCACAUCACUGAGACAAAGAUCUUAAAGAUUCCAGCUUUCAUUGGAAUGUUUAAGGACAUGCGUGUACUGGAUAUACCCAAAAACUGCCUUGACACAUUACCACCUGAAAUAGGUCAACUGACACAUCUUAAAGAACUGAAUGUGAGUUACAAUAAGCUCUCUGAGAUUCCCCCUGAGCUGGGGGACUGUGAGAACCUGGAGAGGCUGGAGUUGACUUCAAAUUAUAAUCUCAUGGAAUUACCGUUUGAGCUGAGUAGCCUCAAGAAACUGGUCCACUUGGACAUUGCGGAAAACAAGUUCAUUAGCAUUCCUGUCUGUGUUCUGCGCAUGUCAAGCCUGCAGUGGUUAGACAUGAGCAACAAUGGGCUUAAAGAUCUCCCUGAAGACAUCGACAGACUUGACGAGCUGACCACAUUGUUUCUUCACAAGAACAAGUUGACAUACCUGCCCAUGUCCAUGGCCAACAUGGAAAGACUUACUAUGAUUGUUGUAUCUGGAGAGGAAUUGACAUGUUUGCCUUCCAAGCUGGUUGAGAGGCCAACAUUGAAGUUUAUUAGAUUAUAUGAAAAUAAUACUGGCCAAGAAACCGAUCAAGAGAGGAAGGAGGACGAUGAGCAGCAGCAGCAGCAGGAGCAGGAGCAUGUACCAGAUGUGAGCGAGAAGGAGUUCCUACACACCUACAUCGGCAGCCUCAAGGACAGAGAUACAGCUCCAACAUACACCACAAAAGUUUCCCUGAGUUGUGUUCUGUAAGUGAUACAAGAAAAAAAAUGUGUCCAGUCAAUGUAAUGAAAUGCAAUUGUAUGUUCAGGUAAAACAUGUGCACUAGUUCCUGUACGUUCCAUGGCCUGCCCUUUUCCUAAGCAGUGACUGAAUCUUCUUAGACUCACUUCUCUAGUUUUACACAAUACAGUUGGUGGUGAAGCUAAAGGCAGCAUGGAGGCUGAGUGAAGGGCUGAGGUGUGUAAGUUGUUGGUAUCUAGUCAACGGUAUCUCCAUAGUUAAACACCACUACAAUAAUUCUGCUUCUCUCCCUAGUUAGGACAUAGUCUAACAGGCCAAACCAUUCAUUUUGAAUUACUUUCUAAUUCAUGAAUGGUCUAAUAUCGCUUCUCUGGGGAGGGUUUAGUCGUCCUCCAGGCGGUCGGUCAAUAAGCAAACGCACCCGGGCACAUAAUAACAUACGUCAUGAACGUCAACUGUCAGCGAUUGGUCACCACUCAUUUCAAACCAAAGCUGAGCUCACUCCUCCCGCCCAAGCGCUCCAGGGCAUCGAGGAUCCAGACCAAAAAUCAAUUACUAAGUAGUUACUGUGGUCUGGUAAAACCAGGCUAGUUAGUAAGUCACAAAAAAAGGUCUGAACCCAUAUUAUCUUAUAUGGGCCCUAUUAUGUUCUACUUUUCUUAACCCUAGUUUAGUUAAUGUUCCAUCACUCUGACUGCCAGGAUCAGGACCCUGUAGUCCCCGUUUUGGGCUUUUUUGACAAAGGGGAUGGAGGUGGAAGUCUACAAAUUGGGAUAUGUGAUUCAUUGAGGCAUUUUAAGUUGUUAUACAGUAUAUAGUUGCAGUCUUUAAGCAGACAUUAAAUGUUCAUCUUAGAGCCUCAUAGACUCCAAACAGAGCUGUGAUUAUCUCAAGUUAGUACGUUUCUGUAAUACGGGCUCUUGCGACUAGUGAUGGAUUCUGGAGUGCUGCUUUGGACACAAGCGCAGUAAUUUGGUUCAGAUUGUCUUGUUCAGUCAUUUGUUCAUUGAGGGAAUGUAAUUGUUUUAUUUUUUGUCACUGGUUCAAAACAGAAGUUGUUACAAAGUGUUGCAGCGUUGUGAUAUACUUCCAUCUAGACAACAACUUGUCCUUUCAUGAUCAAAUGCACUUUUAGUUGUGAAAGGGUUACCAUUAAUUAUUUGCUGUGCUUGUGUUUCUCAUAACAGUUGAACAUUCAGCAACAUGUAAUUCCUUUUUUGAUACAGUGGGUCUGAGAGUUAUACCAUAUUCCUGUAUGGAUGAAUUGUAAAGGACUGAAACGCAUGAACGUCCAUGUAUUUGCCAUGUCAAUGUAGAUUUGUCUUGUGAUGUGACCAAAUGGGUAUUGGAAAAAAAUGUCCAUGCUUGGAGUGAGGAUUGACGAAAUAUGUACAUUGCUGACAGUCACUGAGGUGUUAAUGUGAUUUUGAUUGUGUAGGCCAUACUGUAAAUUAAAGGUCACAUCCUCAAUGGUGUUUUGAUUGAA